Molecule: messenger RNA, 1210 nt
Organism: Phodopus roborovskii (desert hamster)
Lineage: Eukaryota; Metazoa; Chordata; Mammalia; Rodentia; Cricetidae
Product: serine protease 44
Exons: 5
Coding region: 68-1210 (380 amino acids)
Biological process (GO): proteolysis
Molecular function (GO): serine-type endopeptidase activity
Source: RefSeq, a predicted model, not a curated record
AGGUCUGAAAGCAGCCGCGUGAUGGAACCGGUUUCCCCCAGAACUGUGCGCAGCCUCGGUAACCGCCAUGAGGAGGCUCAGAGACAGAGGCCAAGGCCUUCGUGGUGGUAUGGCCUUUCCCGGCCUCUUGGCAUGGUUCAUGCUGCUUCAGACGCUAUUGGGCGAGGCCCGGAUGAUUCCAGGAACGCUGUCCCUCCCUCCUCUCCCCUUGGAGGAUGGCCUCGAUGACCGGAGUGCAAGCCCACAGAAGUCACUCACAGGGACACCUGGGACCUCUCGGGACCCCGAGCCUGGAGGGAGCAUGAUGUCUCUUGAUUCAGUGGCAUUUACACCCGCUCACUCUUUUUCAACCAUGACUCUGUCACAGGAACGGUUUCCAACAUGGAUUCCAACCACUUCAGGUUGUGGUCACAGAGCUGCAAGGAUAGUUGGUGGAAAGGUCGCGGCAGAGAGGAAGUGGCCCUGGCAGGUGAGCCUGAAAGUGCAAAACAAUCACAUCUGUGGUGGCUCCCUCAUCAGCAAAUGGUGGGUGAUGACUGCAGCCCACUGCGUUUUUGGCCAUCUGGAUUACGUAGUGUCGAUGGGAACAAUUGACCUGUGGUCCCAUAAAGCAGUGGAAAUUCCAGUCCAAGACAUCAUUGUUCACCAGGAUUUCUCUGUGAUGGGAGUAAUUGUGAAUGACAUCGCUCUGGCCCUGCUGGCCUUCCCUGUGAAUUACAGUGUCUCCAUCCAGCCAGUGUGCCUGCCUCACAGGUCUUUCAUGGUAGAACCUGGGACCCAGUGCUGGGUGACCGGAUGGGGCAAAGUCGUUGAACAAGGCAGGUCAUCGAGAGAGCUUCGAGAGGUUGAGCUAAACAUUAUUCGUCAUGAGGAAUGUAAUCAGAUUCUCAAGAACAAAGCAGGGAAAAUAUUUAACCUAGCCCAGGAAGGGGUAGUCUGUGCCUACAGUGACAAAGGCGGAGACUCCUGCCAGGGAGAUUCUGGGGGGCCCUUGGUGUGUGAACUCAAUGGAACAUGGGUGCAGGUGGGGAUCGUGAGCUGGGGCAUUGGCUGUGGUCGAGAAGGCUUUCCUGGGGUUUAUAUGGAAGUGAGUUACUACAAAGACUGGAUCAUUAGAGAACUGAGUCGAGCUUCAGGUUGGAACUUAUCAAGCUUGCUCAUCUUAAGCAUGUGCCUGGUGCUUUACCUGGGUCUCCUGGUGGCCCUGUGA